Messenger RNA from Tribolium castaneum (red flour beetle), 1248 nucleotides. Its product is annotated as prisilkin-39. The record is from RefSeq and is a predicted model, not a curated record. The transcript has a single exon. Bases 45 to 1172 code for a protein of 375 amino acids. NCBI's taxonomy places the organism in Eukaryota, Metazoa, Arthropoda, Insecta, Coleoptera, Tenebrionidae.
ACCGUCCCAGGCAUCAUCAGAUCCAAACCAGCAACCCGCUCAAGAUGAAGUUCCUUCUUCUGGCCGCCUUCGUCGCCGUGUGCACUGCUUCCACAGUGUACAGGAACCGCAACAUCUCCGUCAACGACGAUGGCAGCAUCUUGAUCACCUCUCCAACCGGUAAGCGUGUCAUGAUCACCCGCCCUGUGGGCGUCAACGGCCAGCGAAACAUCGACAUCUCCGUCUCCGGGCCCAACAUCCCGACCAAGACCAUCCAAAUCAACGACAACAACCUCUACGACUCCGAGUACGCCUACGGCGGCUACCCGUACUCUUCCUACGACGGCGUCAACGAGGAGUACAGGACCAAGAGGGGCUCCAAGGGCAAGAGCCAAGGGGACGUCCUCGGGGAGAUCUUCAGGGAGUACCAAGGCGCCGUCAACGAGCCCCAGUACGAAGUCCUCCUGACCAGAAUCAGCAAGGCUGUGAAGAAGGGCGAGCUCAGUCCCCAGGUGUUUGAUUUGCUGGAAGGGCUCGAGCGCGGAUACGGCUCUGGAUAUGGCUACGGGUCUGGGUAUGGGUACGGAUCUGGGUAUGGGUACGGAUCUGGAUAUGGCUCAGGAUAUGGGUCUAAAUAUGGGUCUGGAUAUGGCGUUGGGUAUGGUUAUGGAUCUGGCUAUGGCCCAUAUGCGUCUGGGUAUUAUGGUUCUGGUUACGGACCGUACUAUGGAGGCUACUAUGGCUCCUACCUGCCAUGGUGGUACCCCCGCAGCUACUACCGCGGCCAACAGUACGGACCAUACUAUGGCAACUACUAUGGCAAAGACCAGUACUAUGGCAGCUCUCGCUAUGUGAACCCCCUUUUGCAAAAAAUGUUGUACGGCAGCCAAGGCGGCUACGGUGACUACUACUACAACCAAGGUGGCUACGGAUACGUCCCUUACAAAUCGUACGCGAAAGGGUAUCUUGGCAAAAACUACUACUACCCCUACCGUGGAGUUUCCGAUUCUUAUGAAACUUAUGGACAGUUGAAAGAAGAACAACCCAUUGAGGAUUUCGUUGAAUUUGAACGAGAACAAGAAUACCCAUAUGCUGGCUUCUACGGGUAUUACUACAACUCACCCUACUACAAGGACUACCGUGGGGGAAGAGGCUCUUACUACAACAGUGUUCCUCAAGUUCAGGCCUAUUAAGCUGAUAUGAAAAUGAAUGUUUUGAAACGGCAAUUGUAAUUAUGUGCAUUGUGAAAUAAAUAUUGAUUUAUUACAA